Molecule: messenger RNA, 633 nt
Organism: Staurois parvus
Lineage: Eukaryota; Metazoa; Chordata; Amphibia; Anura; Ranidae
Source: the annotation of a GenBank genome assembly
CAGGCACCGAGUCACCAGGCACGACAGUGGGCUCCGAGUCAACUGGCAUGACUGCUGGCACUGGGUCAGACAAUGGAUCGUCUGGCUGGACAGCGGGCAUCGGGUCACCAGGCAUCAGGUCAUUUGGCUCAACAGCGGGCACCGCGUCAUCUGGCAAGGCAGUGGGCUCCGAGUCAACUGGCAUGACCGCGGGCACUGGGUCAGACAUUGGAUCGUCUGGCUCGACAGCGGGCAUCGGGUCACCAGGUAUGACAGCGGGCACUGGGUCACCAGGCAUCAGGUCAUUUGGCUUGCCAGCGGGCACGGCAUCAUCUGGCAAGGCAGUGGGCACCAAGUCACCAGGCACGACAGUGGGCUCUGAGUCAAUUGGCACGACAGCGGGCACCGAGUCAUCAGGUACCGGAUUGUCUGGCUCAACAGCGGGCAUCGGGUCACCAGGCAUCAGGUCAUUUCGCUUGCCAGCGGGCACCGCGUCAUCUGGCAAGGCAGUGGGCACCGGGUCACCAGGCAUUGGAUCGUCUGGCUCGACAGCGGGCAUCGGGUCAACUGGCCUAAUAGGAUCAUCAGGCUGGAUCAGUUCAUCAGGCUGGGCAUCAGGCUGAAUGGAGGCAUCAGGCUGAGUAGAGGCAUCAG